AUGAAGGCGGAGAUGAUCAAAUGUCCUUGUCAGCGUUGCUGCCUAGUUAGAUACAAGAUUAGGGUUGAGGUUAAGAGUGAUUUGAUAUGUCAUGGUUUUCUACCAACAUAUACAAAUUGGUAUCUACAUGGUGAAGAAUUAGAUACACAUGAGGAUGAAGAAUUAGAGCCUGAAUCUCGUGGAGAGUAUACUGAAGACUCGACUAAGAAUCUGCUUGAAGACCAGACUAAUACUCUGCUUGAAGAUGUCUUUCCAGAUAUGGCUGCAAGUUUUGAAUCUGAUGAUAGUAUGCCCAGAGAGGAUCAGUCAGAAGAUCAUCCGAAACAGAGUGAUGCAUAUGAUGAUUUGUUAUCAGACUGCAAUGAAGCUCUUUAUGAAGGAUGUCAGUCUUUUAGCAAAUUAUCAUUCAUGCUUAAGCUGUAUCACAUCAAGUGUAUGUGUAGGAUAAGUGACAAGGAAAUGUCUAUGGUAAUUGAUCUCUUAAAGGAAGCUUUUGAGCAUGCAAAGCUGCCGGAUUCAUUUAACGACAUGAAGAAAAUUAUUCGGAAGUUAGGAUUUACGUAUCAAACAAUUCAUGCAUGUGAUGCGGAGUCAGGUUUUACCAAACUCCUAGACCUCUGCAAGUGCACAGAUCGCGGAAGUAUGGGUAUCGAACACAAGGACUGGCUAUUGAGUACACUUUGUAACUAUGGAUUUUGGAUCAAGCUAAAACAAAAGUAUGAUUGA
Microthlaspi erraticum is the source of this 726-nucleotide messenger RNA. The record is from the annotation of a GenBank genome assembly. NCBI's taxonomy places the organism in Eukaryota, Viridiplantae, Streptophyta, Magnoliopsida, Brassicales, Brassicaceae.